This is a messenger RNA of Rhineura floridana, 1374 nucleotides long. It is a transcript of the gene B9D2, whose product is annotated as B9 domain containing 2. Gene Ontology annotation, cellular component: MKS complex. The transcript has 4 exons. Gene Ontology annotation, biological process: cilium assembly. The coding region runs from base 259 to 786 and encodes 175 amino acids. NCBI's taxonomy places the organism in Eukaryota, Metazoa, Chordata, Lepidosauria, Squamata, Rhineuridae. The record is from RefSeq and is a predicted model, not a curated record.
CUUUUUGUAACUCUAUGUCCAAGAUGGCGUCGUUAUUGCCUCACGCAAGAUGGCGGUGCUACCGGUUUCUUUUUCCCUUUCGCCUUCUAUUUGGCGGGGCAGCAUAACUUUGAUCCAACUAACCAAUCAGAGUUUCAUGCUGGGCGUGGCUUCUCGGUUGCUGUGGCAACCGGGCCCAGUAGCCGUGAGGGCGCUAUUGGGGGAGUUCUGAAGAAUUUUCACCAAGCUGAGGAGCAGGUCUUUUCCCAUUGCAGGUCCAUGGCUGAAGUGCACGUGAUUGGUCAGAUCGUGGGAGCCAGUGGAUUCCCCAGCAGCAGUCUUUUUUGCAAAUGGGGGAUCCACACAGGUGGUGCCUGGAAGUUGCUGGCAGGACUUCGGGAAGGGCAAACGCAAGUCGACCAUCCCCAGUUGGAUGACGUGGCUUAUUGGUCCCACCCCAUUGACGUCCACUUUGCCACCAAAGGCUUGCAGGGCUGGCCCAAGCUCCACGUCCAGGUGUGGCACCAAGACUCCUUUGGGCGCACCGAGCUGUACGGCUACGGCUUCUGCCACGUGCCGUCCAGCCCUGGCUUCCACCAGCUGGAGUGUGUCACCUGGUGCCCCCUGGGCUCAUGGCAGGAGCAGCUGUCCCAGCUCUUUGUGGGAGGGGGCCCCCAGUUGCUGAACACUGAUCUGAUCUACACGGGGGCCGACCGCUACCGCCUGCAGACCCGCACCAUGGGCACCGUGCACCUCCAGCUGGCCGUCCUCCUGCGCAACUUUGACCGCUAUGGUGUCGAGUGCUGAACCCGGGCUGCCCCUCUUCCCCCCCCUAUGGGCCUGCACCCAUGUGGCGGGCCUGAGGGCAGGCCUGAGGGCUCCUCCCCCUCAGCCCAAAGACUGGAAACCUCACUGCUCAGGAAGGAAAGACUUCUGCAGCCGUGAACAUGGUGUCCUUGGCAGAGGAGCGUCUGCCUCAGGGCUGACAGGGCCUCUGUGCUCCCACCUGACUCUGAAGAAGGGCAGCUCCAUUCCAUCAACAGCUGAAGCACAGAACUUACGAGCCAAAUGCCUUGAGUUUGGUCUCCAUAUCAGGACUAGUGGUUGAUGCUUGGCCCAGAGGGGUACGGAACCAGAUCUCCUGGGACCUCUUCUCAGCCAAGUGCCUCACCCCGUGAGCAGCAUCUGUUGUGGCCUGGGGCACCCUUGAGACAACCACCCUUGUGCACUUGGGGGGCUCUAAGGCUCUUUCCCAGUUUGAUUUGACAGAGUUUGGACAUAUCACUCGGCACAGAGAGGACUGCUGUUCCCAGGACUUGCACCACUUACACUGUAUCCCCCCCCCCAUUUAUUUCUGUUUCUUUCUCUUGUUUGCAUUAAACAGGUUUUCUCCAG